AUGGCUAAGAGGCUAACGCGCUAGCUCCUCCGAGCAGACGGUGGAGAAGGAGCCGAGCAAGAAAAUUAGAAGAAUAUAAAUAAUAUGCAUUUAUAUGCAAAAAAAAUAUUGAACCGAUGAUAAAAAAAAUAAAUAAGAGUGCAUCUGUGGCUCCGGAUCCAGAACAGGAUUAGGUCUAGUCCUGUUUUUCUAGUCUAGUUUUAUUUUUUAAACAAUAUCCUCAAUCUAAAGUCCGAACGCUUUUCUUAGAAAUUACAAAUGAUUUGGGAUUUUUCGUUUCAUAAAUAAUAAUAAUAAAAAAAACAAGGACACAAAUGCCUGCACCUGCUGCAAGUUCAUCACUGGAUUACUGCAAAUUCCAAAAACCUCAAGCGAAUAUUUCAUUACUGACCACAAUGCUGUAACGAAUCCUGUAAACGCUGUGACAUUAUGUAACAGCAUGACAAAAACACUGUUAUACACGGACAGGAACUAAUUCUCCGAGACUCGAAAGCACUUCAGGUAAACUCUGUAUUAUUAACGUUCCAUAAAUGAGGUGAGUGAGCUUACCUGCCCACAUUCCUGACGUUUUAACGGCACGUUUCUCUGCACGCAUCCACCCCCACGUACACAAAUGAAGAUGCUUACCACCAUGACAUACCGGAUGCCCAACUUUACCUUGGAGCAGAAGCUCUACCUGCUGCAGAAGAUCCACAGCGUGGUGGAUGCCGUGCAGGACUUCCGCAAGGACACCAACACCACUGUGUACCGCAACGCUGUGUGGGCCGAGCUGGCACAGGCCUUCAACGAGGCCUUUCCCAACCGACCGCCCAGCAGCGUCGGCUCUCUCAAAACACUGUGGAAGCGGCUGAAGGUGGAGUGUCGCGUGGCGUUGCAGAGACGUCAGGAACAGCAAGCAGCCGGCAUGCCUCUCACUGCUCUCACUCAGGUGCAGCGGGAGGUGAUGGCUCUGGUGCCAAACCUGAUCUCCAAUUUCGAGGACAUGGAUGGAGAUGGCAGCUGUGCCUUGGCCACAAACAGCUCGCCUGGAGCAGUGACUGGGGCUUCCAAUGGAAACGAGCAGGAGGAUCCUGACCAAAACAAUGACGUUGACAGUAAAGAGCUUGUAGCCAUUGACCUUGGCUUAGUCUCGCCUGCUGAACCCCUGCAGAACUCUGGGACGCCCCCUGGCUCUGCAUCCUCUCCCCCCUCCAAUAUCUUCUUCUCUCAUUCCAGCACUUCAAGGAGCACCCAAAACCGCUCCUCUGUCUUCUACCCCAGCCAAUCCCGAUCUGGCUCAGGUUCGGGGUCGAGAGCUGCAAGCACUGACCCCCCACGCAGAAUAUCAGCAGUACCUCAUGUGGCCCCGUCUGCACCGAUCGAGAACUCAUUCUUGUUUCGGGACUCUCAGGGCUUAGGCUCCGGGUGGGAGACUCGCAGGCAGGAGGCACUUGAGCUUGAGCACCAGCAGACCAUGAGUCUGCUUCUGCUGCAGCAGUGUGUGUGGGAGGAGAAGAGAAGAGCCGCCCGGCAGAAGGAGAAGGCAGCGCGGGCCAAAAAGCGCUACUACCAGGCCAAACUGCACAAACUGGGGGUUGACAUUCAGCUUUCCAGCAGCGACAGCGAUGAAGGGGGAGAAAACCCCCAAACAUAAGCACUGAUUUUCCUCAAGUGUCUUUUGUAGAGUCGUUUAUGUGUGUUUGUGUUUUUUAUUGACGUACUUUUUUCUUUUUUCCUUUUUUUUUAAUCUUGAUACAAAAACAGAUUUUAUUUUUUAGUAAUCCUGUAUUAUAGGUCCAGUAUUUGUCACUUUCUGUCAUUUAUGUUAGUAUGUGAAAAAACUGUGUCAGUUUUGUGUAUCAGUACUACUCAACCCGUUUCAACUCUAAAGCCUCCUCAUUUAAAGUAGCUCUGGGUGCAACAAAAUAUGGUGGAACUCGACGGUUAUGAGAUUUCUCAGGUUUUUUGUUUUCACUGUUUUACAAUGUCUGUAAUGGCAAGUUGACGUGUGACCUUUUAAGGGCUGAUCACUGAUGAGAGGCUGAAAUUGUGUCUGAAUAUGUAUUGUGGUAUUAUCUUAAAAAAAAAAAAAAGAAAGAAAAGAAAAGAAAUGAUGUUGCACAAACUGCGAACUGUUAGAUGUAACAGUGACAAUUUUGCUUUUUACAGUGUUCAUCGAGAAGGUGAGAAGAAUGUGUUUUAGUGUUUUGAUGUUGUAAUUCUGGGUGUACAUCAGUAUAAUUAUUCAUUCUCAGGGCUGUUUGUCUGGACAGUAGACUCCUGGAAACAGGAAAUUGUCAACAAACUUCAUCAACCAAUACCAUUUUUAAAUACAUUCAGGAAAAAAAAAAAACUACAAGACUCAAACACUGCUAGCAAUAAUUUUUUUUUUUUAAUGUCCAACAUAUCUCUUGUACGGUUUCUGUGGUAACCAACAAACCUCGGCAGCUGUUUUCCCAACUGGAACCCUCCACCAUGUAAACGGGAUAGCAGACAUCCCAUAAUAAACACAUUAUCAGGUAAUACAA
This is a messenger RNA of Silurus meridionalis, 2507 nucleotides long. RefSeq names its product fibrinogen silencer-binding protein (gene fsbp). Lineage: Eukaryota; Metazoa; Chordata; Actinopteri; Siluriformes; Siluridae. The coding region runs from base 614 to 1633 and encodes 339 amino acids. The record is from RefSeq and is a predicted model, not a curated record. The transcript is spliced from 5 exons.